Molecule: messenger RNA, 2340 nt
Organism: Cygnus atratus (black swan)
Lineage: Eukaryota; Metazoa; Chordata; Aves; Anseriformes; Anatidae
Product: 2-hydroxyacylsphingosine 1-beta-galactosyltransferase-like
Exons: 6
Coding region: 53-1711 (552 amino acids)
Molecular function (GO): UDP-glycosyltransferase activity
Source: RefSeq, a predicted model, not a curated record
GGGGCUGGGGCCGGGUUUGGGGCCGCCCCGCCCGCGCCCGCCGCCGGCCGGCAUGAAAGGGGAAGGGCUCUGCGGCGCCGCUCGGGCCGCGCUGCCGCCGGCUCUCGGUGCAGUGAUGAAGAUGAAGGUGCUACCGUGCCCUGCUGCUCUUCUCUUUGUGGUGGCUGCCUUGGGUCUGGAGCCAUGUCACUGUGCCAAGGUGCUGAUCAUGCCCACCAUAGUCUUCGACAGCCACUUGCGAGUCUUCAUGCGAGUGGCAGAGGCACUGGCUGACCGGGGCCACGACCCCGUGCUGCUCCUCCACGAGGGUCGGGACGUGGAAACCUACCUGCCCGCCUUCCGCAUCCAGAGGUACUGGGGCAUCUUCAGCACGGAGAGCGCAGACGCAUGGGUGCAGGAGAAGAUAAAGCGUGUCUUUCAAGGGAAGAUGACCUCUCUGGAGAUGUUCUCCUUUUUGGAAAAGUACCUGGAAAACUGUGACCUGGUGCUGGGAAACAAUACCCUCCUGCAGAAACUCCAGCAUGAGCACUUUGACCUCCUGUUGGUGGACCCCAAUGAGAUGUGUGGCUUUAUCCUGGCUCACAUCCUCCAUGUCAAAUAUGCUGUGAUCUCCACUGGUUUCUGGUUCCCAGCAGAGAUUGGUGCCACGUCCCCCAUUGCCUAUGUUCCUGAGUUCAACUCCCUGAUGACUGACAGGAUGGGCUUCUUCGGCAGGACUUGGAACCUCCUGGUCUACAUGAUCACUCGCGUGGCCACAAAGCUGGUCAUCCUGCCCAAGUUUGAACGUCUCAUGGAGAAGCACAGCGUGGAGCCCAAGACAUCCAUGCUGGACCUUGUCCAUGGAACUAGCCUCUUCUUCCUCUGCAAUGAUGUGGUGCUGGACUUUCCCCGGCCAACGCUCCCCCAUGUCAUUUUCACAGGGGGGAUCCUUGCUGAGCCUGCAAAGCCUCUUCCAGUGGGUCUGCGUCUCUGGGUGGAAGCAGCAGAUGCAGGUGUUGUUGUUGUCUCCUUUGGCAUUGGGAUCCGAGCUCUUCCAAACGACCUGGUGGAGAAGAUGGCUGGUGCAUUUGCCCGCCUCCCGCAGAGGGUGGUGUGGAGAUACUUCGGACAGAAGCCAAGAAACCUGGGCGAGAAUACACUGAUGAUGGGGUGGCUACCCCAGAACGACCUGCUAGGCCAUCCCAACGUGAAAGCCUUCGUCAGCCACUGCGGGAUGAAUGGCAUAUUUGAGGCAAUUUAUCACGGUGUGCCAGUGGUGGGAUUCCCUUUCUAUGGGGACCAGUUUGACAUCAUGACCAGAGUGCAGGCGAAGGGCAUGGGUAUCCUCAUGGACUGGAGCAGCGUGAGAGAAGAGGAUCUUUACCAGGCUGUCAUCACAGUUAUCUCUGACCCCAGUUACAGAAAAGCAGCUAAGCUCAUCUCGGCCCUGCACCUGGACAAACCGAUGCAUGCUCUCAACAGGACAGUGUACUGGCUGGAGUACAUCCUCCGUCAUGAUGGGGCACCUUACCUUCGUCCCGCUGUCUACGACCUCUCCUUGUAUGAGUACUUCUGCUUGGACAUCUUGGCUCUUCUCUUGCUCUGCCUGGCCAGCAUUGGAUUUGUGCUCUACAAGUCUGUGGUGUGGUACAGAAGGAAGAGGGCCAGCCCUGUCUAUCAGAAUGGCAAUUGCAUGAAAGGCCACUUCACAGAAGAGAAGAAGUUGCAGUAGUGGCUCAGCAUGUUCCAGGGCACAUCCCUUCACUGUGAAACGAACUGCUGCCGUGCCAAGAAAUGUGCGGCACGCAGGCACAGAGAGAGGCGAAAGAUCAGCAGGUCUGGAUGAGAAGAGCCGGGGGGAGGGAGGUGUAUUGCAAAGGCCUGUGUGCACACCUCUGUGUACAGCACCUGUGGGCGGGGACGCGAAUUCAGGCAUGGGUGGAAGUACUUGGCCAGGACGCUGGGAAUGGGGCAUGGGUAGGUAGACUUCCAGGGAGGAGUGCGAGUUGUUCCCUUUUUAUUGCACGUUGGUUUAGACGCUGGUGUUGCUCUUCUGGCUUUUUGGAUCUCUGGGGAGGCUCUGGAGGUAGGAAUAGCGUUUCGUGCGUGGCAGACAUUGUUUCUCCUCUGGCUUGUCACCAAGACCCCCAAGAGUCAGGAUUCCUUUAUGUGCAGGUGAGGACUGGAGGUAGAGCUGUGGACAGGGAAGGUUAAUGAAAGUAUUGAUUGAAAGAAAAUGGUCUGUUUAAAGUUCUGUGGGUGAAUGUUGUUCUUCCUGCUUCCAUCGACCCUCUGCAAUCUUGUUUGUGUUUGAGCUAAAUUAUUUUUUUUUUAAAUAAAGUUAUAUUCUUUCCCCCGGGU